Molecule: messenger RNA, 2205 nt
Organism: Peromyscus maniculatus bairdii (prairie deer mouse)
Lineage: Eukaryota; Metazoa; Chordata; Mammalia; Rodentia; Cricetidae
Source: RefSeq, a predicted model, not a curated record
GGCAAUGACAGGUUCAACACCUUGCUCAUCCAUGAGUAAUCAUACGAAGGAAAGGGUGACAAUGACCAAAGUGACACUGAAGAAUUUUUAUAGCAACCUGAUUGCUCAACAUGAAGAACAAGAAAUGAGACAAAAGAAGUUAGAAAAAGUGAUGGAAGAAGGCCUAAAGGAUGAAGAGAAAUGACUCAGGAGAUCAGCACAUGCUCUGAAAGAAACAGAGUUUCUUCGAUUAAAGAGCACAAGACUUGGACUAGAAGAUUUUGAGUCUUUAUAAGUCAUAGGCUGAGGAGCAUUUGGUGAGGUGUGCUCAUUCAGAAGAAAGACACAGGGCAUGUGUAUGCGAUGAAAAUCCUGCGCAUGGCAGACAUGCUCAAGAAGGAGCAGGUUGGCCACAUUGAUGCGGACCGUGACAUUCUAAUGGAGGCAGACAGUUUGUGGGUUGUGAAAAUGUUCUAUAGUUUUCAGGAUAAGUUAAACCUCUACCUAAUCAUGGAGUUCCUGCCUGGAGGGGACAUGAUGACCUUAUUGAUAAAAAACAAUACUCUGACAGAAGAGGAGACUCAGUUUUACAUAGCAGAAACAGUAUUAGCCAUAGACUCCAUUUACCAGCUGGGAUACAUCCAUAGAGACAUCAAACCAGACAACCGUCUCUUGGACAGCAAGGGCCAUGUGAAACUUUCUGACUUUGACCUUUGCACAGCCCUGAAAAAAGCACAUAGGACAGAAUUUUAUAGGAACAUGAACCACAGUCUCCCCAGUGACUUCACUUUCCAGAAGAUGAAUUCCAAAAAGAAAGCAGAGACCUGGAAAAGAAACAGAUGCCAGCUAGCCUUCUCUACAGUGGGCACUCCUGAUUACAUCGCUCUUGAGGUGUUCAUGCAGAUCGGCCACAACAAGCUCUGUGAUUGGUGGUCACUCAGGGUGAUUAUGUAUGAGAUGCUCAUAGGCUACCCACCCUUCUGCUCUGAGACCCCACAAGAGACAUAUAAGAAGGUGACGAUUAAGGAAACUUUGACCUUUCCCCCAGAAGUUCCUGUCUCUGAGAUAGCCAAGGGCCUGAUUCUGAGCGUCUGCUGUAAAUGGGAACAUAGAAUCAAAGCCUCUGGAGUUGAGGAAAUAAAAAGCAAUCUUUUUGAAGGUGUUGACUGGGAACAUAUCAGGGAGAGACCAGCUGCCAUAUCUAUUGAAAUCAAGAGCAUCGAUGAUACUUCAAACUUUGAUGAAUUUCCUGAGUCUGACACUCUUAAACCCACAGUGAUCACCCUGAGACUGACUACAAAAAUAAAGACUGGGUCUUCAUCAAUUACACAUACAUAUGUGGCUGUGGCCUUCUUCAUUGGGCAAGGGAAUGCAAAUCUAAAACUGAUGCUCAUGGUUGCCCGCUCCCUCCCUGCCCAUAGGGAAACUUUCUUUGGGGCCAGCCCCUGGCCCCUCCGCUCCGGGAGCGCCACAUGGGGCCUUGCUGACCGCUCCCCAACUGUCUGCUCCCUCCAACGGGGAAUCCCAGGUAGCACAGGCUUGGACCUCUGUGCGGCCACCAACGCAAUACUAGAUCCGUCCCAGGGCCCCCAAGUCAUCCCUAUCAGGAUUUGGGGCCCCCUACCCCCAGACACUCAUGCCCUUAUCCUUGGCCAUGCCUCAUCCACCUUAAGAAGUGUCCAGGUCUACCCUGGAAUUAUUGAUAAUGACUAUACAGAAGAAAUUAAGAUUUUGACCUCAGCACUCCAGGGUCUUGUUGCGUCCCCCGCCACCCGCCUUGCCCAGCUGGUUACCCUCCCCGCGCUUUCCUCUGAUAACCCCGUUCAGUCCACCCAGCCCCAAGGAGCUUCUCAGACUGGCUCAUUGGAGGCUUAUUGGAUUCUGCCUAUUUCCCACUCUCGAUCUACACUUACCCUUAAACUAGACGGCAAAAAAUUCCAGGGGAUUCUGGACACUGGUGCUGAUGCCAGUGUGAUCUUCCAAGACCACUGGCCCACCUCCUGGCCCCUCACCCCCUCCCUCACCGACCUCAAGGGCAUAGGUCAAUCCAACAACACCCUCCAAUCCUCUAAAGUUCUGACCUGGUCAGAUGAAGCGGGUAACCAGGGUACUGUCACCCCCUUUGUGGUCCCUGGGCUCCCAGUCAACCUUUGGGGCCGAGAUAUUCUCUCCCAAAUGAAAGUCAUCCUCUGUAGCCCAAAUGAGGUGGUUACCCAACAAAUGUGA